AUGAGGCUAACGUUGUAUUUAAUAGUUACCAUCGGUUUGGUAGACACACACUGCGCUUCCUUAAAAUACAUUUUAAAAUCUCUUAAAGUCGAGCUUCGCUACGAAACGAUUCUUCUUUUAGAAAGUUCGACUGAAAGUAAUUCGUGUUGGAAACAGAAAUACAUUCAAAACCAGAUGCCCAUCCUAAAUCUCAACGCAAAUCAAAGCUUGUAUCUAAAAGAUAAAUUCAAUACAAAUAUGCUGGCACUAGUUUGCUUGAACGAAAACGAAGAAAACACCAUGCUGGCUCUCUAUGAAAAUAUGGAAGAUAUGCGCGAUACUCCCACUAUAUUAUUCGUGCGUUCGGAUUUCGAAAUUAGGGAUAUAUUCGUGGAGUGCCAAAAAAAGAAAAUGCUCAAUGUGGUGGCUUUCACAGGUUUAGAAACUGAGUUUAUUUACAGCUUCCAACCAUUCCCAAGAUUUCAGUUAAUCAAAAGAAGUGUAAAGGAAACUGCUAUAUAUUUUGAAGAACAUCUUACUGAUCUGGGCGGCUAUACCCUCAGUGCACUACCCGAUAAUGUAAUACCUCGAACAGUGGUCUACAGGAAUCCCGAUGGAAAUCGCCAGUUGGCUGGAUAUCUUUACCCCUUUAUACGGAACUAUGUGAGCACCAUUAAUGCUACUCUCAAAAUCUGCUGGGACCUGGUUCCGGAAGAUGGCAUGAAAGAGUUGACGAAAGUAAUCAGUCUCUCGGAAACUUACAACGUGGACUUUCCGCUGGGUAUUCAUGGCAUUGAGCAUGGGACGACCAAACAAAACGUUCAUAUGGAGGUUUCUAGCUGGUUCGUGAUGCUACCCAUGGAACCCUAUUGGGUCCGAUCAUGUUUCUUGAACAAACUGGGUUGGGAGAGGAUUAUACCAUUGAUGUUACUUUUGGCUGUAGUGCUGGGCAAUGCCCACCGAAUUGAAGUGGGCUUGAGUCCCAGCUGGCGAUGCUGCUUCGUGGGAGAUAAAGUCCUGCGAGGAAUCCUGGCACAGCCGAUUAUCCUACCCACAGCACUCUCCCCCAAACUAAUGCUCAUUUAUUGGUUACUUCUGCUGAGUGGAUUCUUUGUUAGCAACUUUUACACAGCCAAUCUCGAAACUUGGUUGGUAGAUCCACCAUUGGCUCAUCCAGUCCGCACCUGGGAACAAAUGCGCAGCUUGAAUCUGAGGCUCCUAAUUGUCCCUUCCGAAUUUGAUACCUUAAAGAAGGCCCUAGGCAAGGAAUUUACAGAUGAGUAUAGUGAUAUUUUCGAACUAACCAACUCGGUGGAGUUCCAAGACAUGCGACUAUCUAUGGACCCAUCUUAUGCCUAUCCUGUGACCGAGACCUUGUGGCCACUUUUGAAGCAUGCACAGACCAGACUCCUGAAACCAGCAUUCCGACGAUCCAGGGAGAUAGAGAUCAUACAUCUAUUGAUCAUGUCCAUGCCCUUGCCACACAAUUCUAUAUUUUACAAAUCAUUAAAUCGCUAUAAAUCACUCACUUAUCAGAGCGGAUUGUAUGAGUAUUGGUUCAAACGGAGCUUCAAUGAGUUACUUGACCUGCGGAAAAUCAAUUACAAAAUAGAUGACAACCUUGAGACAUAUCGGGACUUCGAGUGGCACGACUAUAGCUUUGUAUGGCUGGCCUUCCUGGUGGGAACUAUCAUUAGUUUCUUAGUCUUUAUUGGUGAAAUUAAAUACCACAGAUGGCACUUAAACAAAACAUCACUUUAA
Molecule: messenger RNA, 1740 nt
Organism: Drosophila suzukii
Lineage: Eukaryota; Metazoa; Arthropoda; Insecta; Diptera; Drosophilidae
Source: RefSeq, a predicted model, not a curated record